AGACGGGGUGGUUUCCUCCGAGAGCACGCUGGGAUUUGUAGUCUUUGGGAGCGGACCCAGAGGGAGCCGGGCCGCUUCAGGGAAGGAAGCUACAUUUCGCGUUCUCCGCUCUACCACCGCCCUUUCAGUCCUUCCCUGCCGAGUCACAGGGCCGGAGAUGAAGCCCAUGCCCGCCAGAGUUACAGGCCCGCAGCGGCCCAGCACGGCAGCCAUGCGAUGCCGUACCGCAGACCCGAGACGCCGGUGGGGCCGGAAGAGGAGGGGCUCCCGCAGCGCACCCGGAGGCUCCGCCCCCUGCGUCACUUCCGCCUUGGGAAGCUGGCCGUGGGGCAGCAGGGAGCGGAAGGCGAUGGAAGAGCGGAAAGUAAAGAGGAGGAGUCCCAAGUCUUUCAGUGCCCACUCGACUCAGGUUGUCAGUGCCAAAAAAAAUGCCCUGCCAGUUAGUAAAAGCACGGGCUUUUCCAAUCCUGCGACACAGUCAACGUCACAGCGGCCAAAGUUAAAAAGGGUGAUGAAAGAGAAGGCCAAACCUCAGAGUGGAGAAGGAAAGGGGGCCCAGACGACUCCAAUCCAGCACUCCUUCCUCACCGACGUCUCGGACGUGCAGGAGAUGGAGAGAGGCCUCCUGAGUCUCCUCAAUGACUUCCACUCGGGGAAACUCCAGGCAUUCGGAAAUGAAUGUUCCAUUGAACAGAUGGAGCACGUCCGUGGAAUGCAGGAGAAGUUAGCCCGGCUGAACCUGGAGCUCUACGGGGAGCUGGAGGAACUGCCCGAGGAGAAGAGAAAAACAGCCAGUGAUGCCAAUCUCGAUCGGCUGCUGUCUGAUUUAGAAGAAUUGAAUUCUUCCAUACAGAAACUCCACUUGGCAGAUGCGCAAGAUGUUCCGAACACUUCUGCCAGCUAAGGUGAAAUGCAGUGUGCUUGCUUGUGAUGUGAAGAGAAGCAGCGGUCUUGGCUUGUCCAGCUGAAUCCAGUAGCAGAAUCAUCUUCCGCAACACUGAAUUAAAGUGCUUAAAGUGCAAGUGCAAUGAUUGUUCUCACAUACUGCUUUUAGUAAACCCAACUUGCUGUUAUUCACCCUAACUGGAGACCUAGGCCUUGUUCAAGACUUGAUCAUGGAAUGUGGUGCCAAGGUCUUGCUGCUAUGCUUCUUGUUACCUCAGGGGUUAUACUUGAAAUGCCUUGUGCUGAGGUGUCUUGAUGGGGCUGAGGGAUCCAGCCUUCCCCAGCUCGCCAAACUGGUUCCGUUGUGGGGCCAAGUGGGUGGUGCCCAGGCCUUGGGCAGCCUGGUGUCAGUUUACUUGACAAUCGGUACAUAUGCUGGUGUGUUCUCCAAAGGCCAGUGACUACAAAAUGUUCAUUAAGUAUUUGUGAGAUUCGCUAUUUUUUAAUAAAGUGAUCAUUUGAAACUA
Messenger RNA from Ochotona princeps (American pika), 1412 nucleotides. RefSeq names its product coiled-coil domain containing 28A (gene CCDC28A). NCBI's taxonomy places the organism in Eukaryota, Metazoa, Chordata, Mammalia, Lagomorpha, Ochotonidae. The transcript has 6 exons. Bases 158 to 904 code for a protein of 248 amino acids. The record is from RefSeq and is a predicted model, not a curated record.